UGUUUCUCUUUCCGGAGUUGCUAUCUCGGCCGAGGUUUCCCGCGUCUCGACGCCUCUCGCCGGCUUCCUGGGUGGGGUCAGGGAGCGGAGCUGAAUCGCCACUUGUUGCGAGAGCCGAGAGAAGCGACCAGGUCGGGCUGGGCGGAGGCAGCUUCUUCUGUGCCGAGCACCUGGGGGGGUGUCACAGCACACGCAGCCGAACCUGCUCGGCGAAAUGGCUGACGAAAAGCAAGUGGAACUGUUCGUGAAGGCUGGAAGUGAUGGACAAAGCAUCGGCAACUGCCCAUUCUCUCAGCGACUCUUCAUGGUUCUCUGGCUCAAAGGGGUGACCUUCAACGUUACCACACUGGACAUGAAGAGGAAAUUUGAAAACCAGUACCUCAAGGAUUUGGCUCCGGGAGUUCAACCACCUUUCCUACUGUACGACAACGAGGUGAAGACGGACACCAACAAAAUCGAGGAAUUCCUGGAGGAAACCCUCUGUCCUCCCAAGUACCCACGCCUUGCGUCGAAGAACCCAGAAUCCAACACCGCUGGGAGCAACGUCUUCUCAAAGUUCUCUGCCUACAUUAAGAACCCCAAUCCCGGCAUGAAUGACAUACUGGAGAAGGGGCUGUUAAAAUCCUUGGCUCAGCUGGAUGAUUACCUCAACAGCCCACUGCCCGAUGAGAUUGACGAGAACAGCGCAGAGGACAUCGGCACAUCCACCAGGAAAUUUCUGGAUGGCAAUGAACUGACCCUUGCUGACUGCAAUCUCCUACCGAAACUCCACAUUGUGCAGGUGGUGUGUCGGAAAUAUCGGGGCUUUGAGUUCCCUCAGCAGCUCAAGGGUAUCUGGAGGUACCUACAGAAUGCCAACAACUGCGAGGAAUUCAUGAAUACCUGCCCAAAAGAUGAAGAGAUCGAGCUUGCCUACGCGACAGUUGCCAAGCCUCUCAAGUGAAAGAGCUUCGUCUUUUAGAAUAUUUUGAGCUGAGCUAUGUUCCGCCAGUUAGAUUAUCCACGUAAUCCAAGACAAUAAUUGAAAUAUUUCCCCCUUUUGUUUAAAAAAAUUAUUUCUCCAACAUUCAGUCGCCUAGUUGUCUUUUUAUUUGCUUUUCUCAAAAAUAAAUAUUUAUGUUGAGCAGCUGUUAUAAGAUGGUUUAAAUGGAACAGUUUUUGGUUCAAUAUUUCUUUAGUUCCUGCCCACCCCCCCCCCCCCCCCCAUCCUCCAUUUGUGGUUGUCUUUGAGGUUUAGUUAACUUUCUUCACCUCACAGGUAUAAGGUACCAACCAAUUAAGUCUGACCUUGGGCCUUGGUUAUCAAAUACACCUUUGAUGGGUAUCACUGUAAUGUCUGUUGUCCUCUUUUGGCCUCCAUUCAUUUGGUGCCUCCACAGUUGUGUAGUGCUAACAUGAGUUCACCGAUGUUUAGAAGUGAGAGGUAAACCAUAAGGUUGAGGGGCAGAAUUAAGCCAUCAAGUUCUCUCCUCCAUUCGAUCAUGGCUGAUUUUUCCUUUCCUUAGCCCUUGGUAACCCUGUCACCAACCAGAAUCUCUUGAUCCCUGUUUCACCCAAUGAUUUGGCCUCCAAAAAUCUCUGCAGUAAAGAAUUCAAUAGAUUUACCACCCUCUGGCUAAAGAAAUUCCACAUCCUCUCUGUUCUAAUGUCCCUUUAUUCCAAGUGUUCCCUCAGAUGCAAGACUCUCCUAUUGAUUGAAACAUCCUCGCCAUGCCCACUCUAUCUAGGCUUUUACUUGGUAGGUUUCAAUGAAAUCCUCCCCUUCCCCUCCAUCCUUCUGAACUCCAUUGAGUAUAGGCCCAGAGACAUCAAAUGCGCCUUGUAUGGUUCGUUCAUUGUGUGCUGUGUCAUAUGACAUAGGCGAUCAUGGUCUUGGGCGAUUUUUUUUUUUACAGAACUAGUUUGCCAUUGCCUUCUUCAGGGCAUGUGUCUACAAGACGGGUGAGCCCCAUCCAUUGUCAGUACUCUUCAGAGAUUGCUGGGGGUCAGUGGUUGCACAACCAGUACUUGUGACUAGGUAGACAAGGCCUCAAGCCAAGGUGUUGCAGCUGCCCAGGAGAGAGAUAUUGGAGUUGGUGCUGGAGGCUAUGAGGUGCAGCAACCAUGCAGGUGGCGUCAGUGCUGCCCUCCAGUAUUCGCUUGGCAGAAGACAUGCUGAAAUGCAUUAGACUGCAGACGGCUGCAACAUUCAUAAACUCAAGAGCUUGUGUUUUUUUUGUAUGACUGUAUUUUACUGAUAUCUUAUAUGCGCCAUGUUCAGUGUAUGACUGUUGGUACUGAUUUUGCACCUUGAUCCCGGAGGAACAUUGUUUUGUUUAUCUGUAUUCAUGGGCAUUCAUGUAUAGUUAAAUGACAAACUUGAACUUGAAAGGUUAUGAGGAGCAAUUAAAAAUGCAGAGCUGAGGCUGCAAUGCUCUUUUCUGGACAUGCUGUCUGACUCUGUAUUGCUAGUAUGCAUGGUGGGUGUGGGGAAAAUUCAAAUAGACAAGUUAGGGUUAGGGCAAGUAAAUUUCUCUUUCCACAGAUGCAACCUGACCUGCAGAGUGUUUAAAGCAUUCCCUGUUUUAGUUUUUAGAUUCAGUGUAAAAUGGGGAUGAAUGACUCAUGGGCUGAUGGGACUGUGUCUAACUGGUAGGCACAGUAGUGUAGUGGUCAGUACAGGUGACCCGAGUUCAAUUCCUGUCGCUGCCUGUAAGGAGUUUGUAUGCUGUCCAUGCAUGGGCUUUCCUUCAAGUGCUCCAGUUUCCACUCAAAGCCACAUUGGUUGGUAGGAUAAUUAUUAUAGAUUGUUAUAUUAUAGAUUGCCUUAUGAUUAAAUUGUGGGAUAGCUGUACCACAAUGCUUGAAGCUGGACCAUGCUGUAUCUCAAUAAAUAAAAUAAAUAUCCAAUUGUUUUACUAUUAUCACAUAUACCCAUUUAUAUUGGUGAACAUUGCUUUGCAUGCCAUCUAGACAGAUACAGUAUAUUGAGGCAGUACAAAGUAAAGAGGAUGACAAUGCAGUAUUACAGCCACAGGGAAUGUACAGUGCAGGUGGACAAUAAGGAGAGUUAGAUUUAGAGAUUAAAGAAUUAGAACAGUACAGUUCCUUUGGUCCACAGUGUUGUGCCAGCCUUUUAACCUACUCCAAAAUCAAGCUAACCCAUCAUUCCCAUAUAGCUCUCCAUAUUCCUCUCAUCCAUCUGCUUAAGACUGGCACAUUGGCCUUCAUAAGUCAAAAGUAUUGAGUACAGGAGUUGCAAUGUAAUGUUGACAUUGGUGAGGCCUAAUUUAGAGUAUUGUGUGAAGUUCUGGUGACUCCCUGCAGGAAAAACUAUAGAGUGCAGAAAAAAUGUUACAAGGAUGUUGUUGGGACUUGAGGACCUGAGUUACAAGAAAAAGUUGUAUAUUCCCUAGAGCAUAAAAGAACAAGUGAUAUUUGACAGAGAUAUACACAGUUACGAGGGUAUAGAUGGGGUAAAUGCAAGCAGGCUUUUACCACUGGGUUGGGAGAGACUAGAACUAGAGGUCAUGUGUUAAGGGUGAAAGAUCAAAUAUUUGAGUGUGGGGCAAGCUGCCAGAGUAAGUGGUGGAUGUGAUUUUGAUUUCAACAUUUAAGAGAAAUUUGGAUAUGUAUAUGAAUGGGAGAGCUAUGGUCCAGCUGCAGUUUGAUAGGACUAGACAAUAUUUCAGCAAGGAUUAGAUGGGCCAAAGUGCCUGCUUCUGUGCUGUAGUGUUCUGUGACUCUUGACUCUGGCUUUCUUGAAUGUCCCUAAUGUGUCUUUCUCUACCACUACCCCAGGCAGUGUAUUCCAUGCACUUAGCACACUGUGGGGGUGGGAAACAACAUCUUCAGCAUCCACCCAUAGUUUCCUCCAAUCACCUUAAAAGUAAGUGUUGCCUUGUAUUGGCCAUUGCCACUCUGGGAAAAGGGCACUGGGUGUUCAUUCUAUCUGUGCCUCUUGUCUUACACACUUCAUCAAAUCAUCUCUCUUUGUUCUUCACCCAAAGACAGAAGCCUUGGGUUGCUCAGCCUUCCCUAACUAGCACACUACGGCUGUUCUGCUUUCUCGCUGUUUCUUGUUCUUUAUCUAUGAGGUAAGAGGUAGGAAGGUCAGUGAAUAUGUUUAAACAGGGAGCUGGAGGGUCUUCACCCGUUCAUUUUCUCAAAGCCAGAAGUCCCAGUUUCGGCCACAAGGACUGUGAGGUGUCUGUCACAACCAUGGAUUCGGCAAUUGCACUCGUGAAUAUGCACGUGUCCCCUAAUUAUUAUUUCUUUGUGAUAGUAUUUAACUCCAUUCAUUCUGUCGUUGCAUUCGUCGAGACUUGGAAACAGCAAUGUUUGCAGUACUCUUUGCUCGAGAAAUCGGACUGUCGAGUCCACUGACUCUGAAGACUAGCGAUAUUCGUUUUAUCUUAGUUCUUUUCAGCCGCAGUGUAGGCUUCGUUUUCCAUGUGAGAGUUUUAGUUAACGGCCCAGUUUAGCCCAGCGUAUAUUGUUUUAUUUUCCCUUUAAUACUGUUCGCAUUAAAGUCUGUGAACUAUC
Hypanus sabinus (Atlantic stingray) is the source of this 4524-nucleotide messenger RNA. Its product is annotated as chloride intracellular channel protein 1-like. The transcript has 6 exons. The coding region runs from base 215 to 943 and encodes 242 amino acids. Lineage: Eukaryota; Metazoa; Chordata; Chondrichthyes; Myliobatiformes; Dasyatidae. The record is from RefSeq and is a predicted model, not a curated record.